UGGAGGUUUCGAUGUCCCAUUGGGAGUCACAGCAGAGGAUCAGGGGCUGCAUUCCAGCAGGACUUCGUGAGGAGCAGCAUGAAGGGCUGCUCCAAUGGCCAGCCCUGUGUCACGGUGUGUUAUCUGCAGCUGUGGGCACGGUUAGGGGGUCUUACAGAAGGAAGCAGAACUGAGGAGUGGCUCAGUAAGGGGGAAGAAAUUCCACACAGGGACAGAAAGAAACAGAAACCAAAUGGGGACGUGGUGAGUGAAGGUUUGUGGAAGCUCCUCACACCUCUUGCUCUAGGGAGAGUGUGGGAUAGUUGUUAAUCCCUGGAGUUGAUUUUAUGGAGUUUUGCAAUAUCAGAAGUCAUUUAUUACUGCAUCCUUUAUUCUUAUGGAUGUGUUUCUGGGAAGGUAAGCGUGUUUCUUUGAUUUUGGCUACUAUUGUGCUGUCAGUGCUCAUCUCAUGCUUGGUAUUCUUCCUUGUUGAUUUCAGCAUGGCUUUCUAAAAUGGUUUAAUUGCUGCUAUACUUUUGCUAUUAUUAUUCUGUGGGAACUAUUCAUGUUUUCCUCUCAAGCCCAGUCACGCUGUCCCCUACAGCAAGUCCUUUGCUUAGCUUUGCUCAGUUUCAGAGCUUUACAUCAAAGGUCGCAAACGAUUGUUGUUGGCCAUCACCCAGCCUGGCAUCAAAGUCCUGUAGAUGUGGCUGAAGUUCUCCCCAACCAACCCAUAGCUCAGCUCACUGGUCGGCUGCUUGUUUCGGAGGAGGGCAUGAAACACUAUGACUUUCUGGCAAGAAGGACUUCAAACCAAUUAAACGCUGUUGUGGUAUCAGUCAAUUACAGGCUGGCACCCAAAUACCACUUUCCAGUUCAGUUUGAAGAUGUGUUUUCAGCAUCCAAGUUCUUCCUGCAGAGCAGGGUGCUCUCCCAGUACGGGGUUGACCCGGCGCGGGUCUGCGUCGCAGGAGACAGCGCCGGCGGCAACCUGGCAGCGGCUGUGGCACAGAAGCUGCUGGAGGACUCUGAAGUCACAAACAAGCCGAAGGCCCAGGCUUUGAUUUAUCCAGCUCUUCAAACUCUUGAUAUGAAUCUGCCAUCUUACGAACAAAAUGCAAACAUGCCCAUUCUGUCCAAGUCGCUCAUGAUCAGGUUCUGGAGCGAAUACUUUACUUCCGAUCCAUCUCUCAGGGAAGCGAUGACCGCCAACCGCUACAUCCCGGCCCAAUGGGGCCACUUGUUUCAGUUCGUGAACUGGAGCACCUUGCUGCCCGACAGGCUGAAGAAGGACCACGUUUACACCGGCCCGGUGUUUGGGAGCCCCGCGCUGACAGAGAAGUACCCGGGGUUGCUGGACCCGCGGGCAGCCCCACUGCUGGCAGCAGAGGCACAGCUGCGGGGGCUGCCCCCCACCUACAUCCUCACCUGCCAGCACGAUGUGCUGCGGGAUGACGGAUUCAUGUAUGCCACGCGCCUCAGGGCGGUGGGUGUUCCUGUCACACACGAGCACGCUGAGGACGGCUUCCACGGGGCGCUGGCGUUUGUCACCAGCCCGAUGGACAUGGCCGUGGGGCACAGGCUGAUGAGCAGCUACUUGCAGUGGCUGGAGGAGCAUCUGUAGCCACAGAGGGGUGCUGCAACACAUCUGGCUCUUGGCUGGGUGCAGCUGAGCUGGGUGCGGGAGAAUGGGGUCUGUUUGCUUUGGGUGUGGUUGCUGUAUUCUGUGCUGCCUUGAGGUGUCUGCAUAGCAUUUCUUGUCAUCUCCAUCAGGAAAACGAGCUUGAUCCAACAUGUGCUUUUUUGGUGCUGCCUUCUGAGCUUAGGACCCAGCACUGCCUGGGGACCCCUUUCCUGGCUGACCCCCAUCAGGCUGUGCCUGGUCCCCACUGUGCAGCUGCCUGAGCUUGGUGGGCAGUGCUCCCAUUGCAGCCUGCCUGGCAAAGCGUAGGGCCCAGCUGGGCAACUUUUAAUCCCUUCCCACUGCUGUGUCACAGCAAUGGGCUUGUGUCAGCAUGUGCCAUCACCAUUUCACACAGCUGCUGCUUCUGUCUGCUCACCCCUACCCCUUGUGCCAGGUGCUCCACAAGCAGCAGAGGAGCAGUGGGCAGACCCAGCGUGAGUGGCAGCAGUGGAAUCUGCCCACUGCAUCCCUGCUGCCAGCCCUGCAGCACAGCUCCAGGUGAGCACCACAAGACCGAAGGGGAUGGCUGCGAGACGAUGCAAAUACUAAAAAUCUGCACCCAUCUUACUCAGUAAUUGCCUCCAUUAGGCUCUGUAAUAGAAGGAAGUAGUGUGACUGAACAGCUCUGGGUGCCCAUCAGAUAAGGGAAGGGUGCAAAGGUCCUGCCCUUAGAGCAACACUGCUCUGCAAUUAUGUUCUGCUUACUAAAUAAGUGUCAUGUUCUUGUUAUCCCUAUCACUGUUACGCAGUUUUUAAGAAUAAAAUUAGGCAACAUUAUAGGUUUGAAGAAGACAGAGUUCAGCACAGUUCUGAAUGAAUAUUCUAUGUAGAGGUGCUCUCUGUUUUAAAUACGAGUCCCUGAACUUGAGUGGUGAGCACACACGUUGGUGGGCUGUUGGUCUGAAGGUGGUUGCAAAACACCACCAACGAACAUGCAGCAUCCUGUUUCUUUUGCACAAAAGCUACUGCACAAGUGCUGUUUUUUCCAUGUGUGUAUGCAGGCGUUUAGAUGGAAUUAUGUCAGGGUUGCUGUAUUUUUGUCUUAUGUUGAAUACAAAAAACUUUUCUGAUUCUAAUGCAGUGUUAUUCUUUUCCAAUAAACGGAAUACAUGGGUGACAGAAA
Centrocercus urophasianus (Greater sage-grouse) is the source of this 2786-nucleotide messenger RNA. It is a transcript of the gene AADAC, whose product is annotated as arylacetamide deacetylase. NCBI's taxonomy places the organism in Eukaryota, Metazoa, Chordata, Aves, Galliformes, Phasianidae. The transcript is spliced from 4 exons. The coding region runs from base 545 to 1603 and encodes 352 amino acids. Gene Ontology annotation, cellular component: membrane. The record is from RefSeq and is a predicted model, not a curated record. Gene Ontology annotation, molecular function: carboxylic ester hydrolase activity.